Molecule: messenger RNA, 276 nt
Organism: Staurois parvus
Lineage: Eukaryota; Metazoa; Chordata; Amphibia; Anura; Ranidae
Source: the annotation of a GenBank genome assembly
AUGAGCAUGUUUGGUCCUUCGAAGAUCCUCCUGUGCUGGGCAGCUCUGCUAAGUGUCUGCAAUGGUUCUCCACAUAAGUUUUGCAAGGAGCCAAACUACAUGCCCUCUAGUCCUAAUGAUGCCAAUGCUUUGCUUCCAGUAUGUGAUGGGUCUCCAGGAUUUAUUCGGGUUUCAGGUGGAUCCAUUAGCCACUCUGGAUCUAUGAGUGGAGGAAGCAGCUCCCAGUCUAUCUUUAGUGGUCAGCAGUCCAGCUUUCAAAGUGGCAGCAUGUCAAGC